UUCAGAACUAUCAUCGACGAGCUAGCUCGCUAUCGGUUUCUUAAAAUGAUACAUAGUACAGAAACCCUAGCUCUGGUUAUAACCGGUAUCAUCUCGACGGGGACGGCGGGAAGCGCAAAGAAUCUCGCUAAUAACAUAAUCGUCCGAAGCGGGGCUCUUCCACACAAAACGAGAAGGUCGACGCGUACCUUGUCUCCCCGGCGUAUUCAGUACCAGUGGAAGCCAGCGAACGGCUUUUAUAUCGCCGACUAUUUCGUUGCAAUGAUGAUUUUCACGUUAUAGGCCGUAGCAAAAGUGCCCAGAGACAAGUGAGAGUGGCGGAGUGUCCGUGAUGAAUGAUGAUACCCAACGUAUCCUUGGGUCUCUUAGGUCUGUAAAUCCCCUGAAUUUAAGAGUGGGUAGAUUUUAGUUGGAGUAGCGUUAGCUUACCUAAAAGCAGUAUGCCG
Messenger RNA from Annulohypoxylon truncatum, 446 nucleotides. RefSeq lists its product as uncharacterized. NCBI's taxonomy places the organism in Eukaryota, Fungi, Ascomycota, Sordariomycetes, Xylariales, Hypoxylaceae. The record is from RefSeq and is a predicted model, not a curated record. The transcript has 2 exons. Bases 46 to 282 code for a protein of 78 amino acids.